GUACCGGUUCCUGUCAGACUGUAUCAUGUGACAGGCUGCGGCGGGGGGAUCAGGUGGAUGUUGGCACUGCAGUGACGCGGGGAGAGGAUGCGGGAGGAGCAGCUGGAGGCGCCGGUGAGAGAAUACGGGGGGACGUUAGUGGGGGGCCCGGGCCCCUAUAGACUGGGGGUGAUGCUGCACAAGUGAGUGUGAGUUGUGUCCCAGUACAAGGGGCUAUGGCUGCGGAGGAGCUGCUGCAGACUGUGCAGGAUUAUAAAUCCGAGAUCCAGAGACUGAGUAAGGAAUUAGCGGAGACCUCACAGGAGAAGAUCCAGGCGGCACAUUACGGGCUGGUGGUGCUGGAGGAGAAACUCGCGCUGAAGCAGCAGAAUGAUGAGCUGGAGGCCGACUGCGACUCUCUGCGACACGAACUGGAGCAACUGAAAGAGGCCUUCGGACAGUCCUUCACCGUCCACCGCAAGGUUGCAGAAGAUGGAGAGACCCGAGAAGAGACCCUGCUGCAGGAGUCUGCAUCUAAGGAGGAGUAUUACCUUGGGAGGAUCCUGGAGAUGCAGAACGAGGUCAAACAGAGCAGAGCUGCCACCACUAACGUCCAAGGGGAGAAUCAGCAUCUCAGCUCUGUGGUCCAGGACUUAAAAGAGACAAAUGAGAUCUUGGAGCUGCAGCGGCUGCGGAUGAAAGAGGAGAUCAGAGAAUACAAAUUCCGGGAAUCGAGACUCCUGCAGGAUUACACGGAACUGGAAGAAGAGAACAUCACUCUGCAGAAGCUGGUGUCUACUCUGAAACAGAACCAGGUAGAAUACGAAGGCUUGAAACAUGAGAUUAAGCGGUUCGAGGAGGAGACGGUGCUGCUCAACAGCCAACUGGAGGACGCUAUCCGGUUAAAGGAGAUUUCAGAGCAUCAGCUGGAAGAGGCCUUAGAAACCCUAAAGAAUGAGCGAGAGCAAAAGAACAUCUUGCGGAAGGAGCUGGCCCAGUACAUCAACAUCAACGACAGCAUGUACAACAACCACCUGAACCUUACGGUGGAUGGACUCAAGUUCUCCGAGGAUGGAGAGCCCAACAAUGAGGAGAAAAUGAAUGGUCACAUUCAUACGCCCCUUGUAAAAUUAAAUGGGGAUUAUCGGACUCAGGCAAUGAGGAAGGGAGAAUCGUUGCACCCUGUUUCGGACCUUUUCAGCGAGCUGAAUAUUUCUGAAAUGCAGAAGCUAAAGCAGCAGCUCAUUCAGGUGGAACGGGAAAAAGCCCUUUUGCUAACAAACCUACAAGAAUCACAAACUCAGCUGGAGCAUACAAAGGGAGCCUUAACAGAACAGCACGAGCAGGUUCAUAGCCUUACCGAGCAUGUCAAUGCCAUGAGAAAGCUUCACAGCAUAGAGCUGGACUCUGAGAAGCCUAAAGUCUCUGGCGAGGAGAACAACGAUUACGAGGUGGAUAUCAAUGGGUUGGAGAUCUUAGAAUGCAAGUACAAAGUGGCAGUAACGGAGGUGAUUGACCUCAAAGCUGAAAUCAAAGCCUUAAAAGAGAAAUAUAAUAAACAUAUAGAAACCUACACAGAGGAACGGUCGAAGUUGGACUCAAGGAUCCAGAUGUAUGAUGAGCAGGUAGGGGGCCUGGAACAAGCCAGUAAGGAGAGCAGUGAGAAGGUCAUAUUGAUGGAGAAAGAACUUCACAUAAUGACUGCAAUUGCAAACGAGACCCGUAACAUGCUUAAUACUGCUCAGGAUGAGCUGGUGACCUUUAGUGAAGAGUUGGCUCAACUCUAUCAUCAUGUAUGUCUGUGUAACAAUGAAACGCCAAAUAGAGUUAUGCUGGACUACUAUAGACAAACUAAAGUCACCCGUAGUGGAAGUUUGAAAGGUCCUGAUGAUCCCAGGGGUCUUCUGUCACCAAGGUUGGUCAGGAGGGGCAUAGCAUCUCCUGUGGAAUUAAGAAGUCCAUGUGAACCUGGUCCUAAAGAAACCAUGGAAUCUAGCAAAGUUCAAAGCCCACUAAACUCUAAUAAAGUGUCUCCUAUUAUCACAGCCCCACCUUCCUCCCCAGUGUCAGACGCUAGUGACAUUCGCAAAGAGCCAAUGAACAUCUAUAACCUUAAUGCUAUUAUCAGGGAUCAAAUUAAACACCUACAAAAGGCAGUGGACAAGUCUUUGCAGCUGUCACGCCAACGUGCGGCGGCUCGGGAGCUUGUAGCCAUGAUCGAUAAAGACAAGGAGGCCUUAAUGGAGGAGAUUCUCAAGCUAAAGUCUUUGCUGAGCACCAAGAGAGAACAGAUAGCCACCCUCCGAGCCAUACUGAAGGCCAACAAGCAGACUGCAGAAGUUGCACUCGCGAACCUCAAGAACAAGUACGAGAAUGAAAAAACCAUGGUGACCGAAACGAUGACCAAACUGAGGAACGAACUUAAGGCACUUAAAGAAGAUGCGGCCACAUUCUCAUCAUUACGAGCUAUGUUUGCUACCAGGUGUGACGAAUAUGUGACCCAGCUGGAUGAGAUGCAGAGACAGUUGGCUGCUGCCGAAGAUGAGAAGAAGACAUUGAACUCUUUGUUACGGAUGGCCAUCCAGCAGAAGCUGGCGCUAACACAGAGGCUGGAAGAUCUAGAGUUUGACCAUGAACAGUCUUGGCGCACCAAAGGCAAGCUGGGGAAAACCAAGAUCGGCAGCCCCAAACAGUUCCCAGAUGCAAGGAAACCACUUCAGUCGUAUUGCACCAGGUUGCCGUUUCAAGUUGAUCAGGACAGGACUUCUCUCAGGUCUUCUGCUUCACCGUCAUCAUCAACAACAACAUCCCCCAAGUCCAGUCCAGAGAAAUCAUCUUCGCUCUACUUCCACCAGUUUCCAAUGUCAAGAAGCCUUCGUUCACAAUUCAACAGCAUGUCUCCAUUUCAGACGUCAAGCCAAAGUUUUUUAUACAGUUCAGAAUCACCUCGUUCCAGGCAACAAAGCAACCUAUUGAAUUAUGCAACGUCAUUAUCAUCACCAACCAGCUCCAGAGACGCACACUCUCUAACUGCCUCAGCCCUCUGUUCCAGGCAAAAAGCUGCCUGUAUCCUGGAUCUGUUCUCCAGAACGUAAAUGAGCUCAGGAAGAAUGCGGACCAACCAUGGGGGGGAUGCUUGAGUUCCACUCAAUGGAAACUCUUGGACCUUUAGUAGACGUUUUAAAUUGUCCAACACUGGUCGCCUACAUGUGCCACUAUCUAAAUUCCUGUACAGCAGCUUGUUUAAUUUAUUCUUCACAAAAUUUACAAAAAAGGUGCAAUUUUUUUGUUGGCCUCACAUCAACUUCAAGUAACGGAGAAAAUAUAAAUAUUUUUCAAUCCGCCAUCUGGAAACGUGAAGCCAAUUACGUUGAUAUCAAUGGAAAACUGGACACAUCCUGCUGAUUAUAUUGACCAGUAACGGGUUUGGGGAUAACCGUCACGUGGCUGGAACGGAUUUAAUAUGGCGCCUCACCAUGGAGCUAGGGUUUAGUAUUAAGCAAUUCCAUUGGAUCACAGCAGAUGUGACUGUUUUGUUUAUCCAAUUGUCUUCUAGAAUGUAGCACAAGUCAUGAUGUAAAUACAUAAAUCAGAAUAUUGAGAAUGGACUGACUGAUGGUAUUCGGAGAGACUUUUAUGAAGCAUCAAUGUAACCAGAAGGUGCUCACUGAUUUUCCAAUGUGUUUAUUUAUUACUAUUUAUUUUUUUAUUUAUUUAUCUAUUGACGGAUUCUGUAAUAUUUCCAGCCUUAUUUGGGCUUCUCAUUUAUGCAAAUCUGUUUGAAGUGAAAGAUACCUAUAGGGCCAUGGUUUACUGUAGUGUCACAAUGUUACAAGGAGAACAUAUGGGAAUAACUAUUAGUACAGUCUAUCAGAUGGUGGGUGGAGUUAAGAUUGUUUGGGAUAUAAUAGGGUGUGGCCUAAACAUUGAGGGUGCUGCCUUAAAUUUACCAGUUUUAAUUAGGCAUGGCUGUGAGGCGUAGAAACUAGGAAAGCUUAGCUCAUAUUUGAAAGAAUUUAAUUUAGAGUAAAUGUAAAAUCAAUUUAAAUUUAAUUUAAACUUCAUUGAAAUGUCAUUUUAGUUUAAAUAUAAAUGUAAUUUGAAACUUAAAUUAGAAUUACAUUUAUUUUAAAAUUAAUGAAAAUGCCUGGGGUCAUAAAAACUCGAGGAAAGAUUUGAAAUAAUUGAAGUUAAACUUAAAAUGUAUAUGUUAUUUAAACUUAAUUUAAAUGUAAUUCUAGUUUAAAUGCUAGUGUAAUUUAAACUUAAAU
Molecule: messenger RNA, 4250 nt
Organism: Xenopus laevis (African clawed frog)
Lineage: Eukaryota; Metazoa; Chordata; Amphibia; Anura; Pipidae
Gene: bicd1.S
Product: protein bicaudal D homolog 1
Exons: 9
Coding region: 216-3074 (952 amino acids)
Biological process (GO): positive regulation of receptor-mediated endocytosis; regulation of microtubule cytoskeleton organization; microtubule anchoring at microtubule organizing center
Cellular component (GO): cytosol; Golgi apparatus
Molecular function (GO): dynein complex binding; dynein intermediate chain binding; cytoskeletal adaptor activity
Source: RefSeq, a predicted model, not a curated record